Molecule: messenger RNA, 3948 nt
Organism: Stomoxys calcitrans (stable fly)
Lineage: Eukaryota; Metazoa; Arthropoda; Insecta; Diptera; Muscidae
Gene: gzl
Product: E3 ubiquitin-protein ligase Godzilla
Exons: 10
Coding region: 924-2651 (575 amino acids)
Cellular component (GO): nucleoplasm; cytoplasm
Source: RefSeq, a predicted model, not a curated record
CAUAAAAAUCGAUUAGUCGAAAGUCGACUGAAUUGAAUUGAAUUUUUUCCUGUGCGGAUAUUUUACAAUUUUUGCCUAGAAUAAACGAAAUUAUGUUGUAAAAAUGAUAUAGCAACUAAUAUUUAGCCCCGAAAGCUAAGUGUGUUUAAAAGAAGUACUCCGAAACAACCACAAAAUGCCCUCGAAGUUGGACCACACAAAUUAAACGCAAUAGUUGUGAUGGAAGACAAAAGACCCCUGUGAAAAAAAAACUAAAAACACACCAAAAACAUAGCAAAAAUAAAAGCAAAGAACGAAACGAAACAAAAAGUAAGGAAAACAAUUGUUGUUACAUUUUUCGGUAUUUUGUGAAUAAAUUGGUAGAAAAAAGCCUCAUGAUUGUUGCUGUUUUCAAUAUACCAGCAGCAAAAAGAAGGACAGACCAUCACAUAUUACUAUAGUUAGGAGGGAUUUCUUCAUUUUUAUAGCAUUACAAACAUUGAAAAUUCAUGGGCAUACAAAUGCUACUUGUAAAUAGGAAAUCUGUUAUCAAACCUCAUCAGCAAGAAGAUCAGCAGCAGCACCAGCAGAAGCCGCAACAGCAGUAUCAGCAACAUCAGCUUCGAGAGCGACAGCAAAUAUUUGAUCCACUUUAAAAAUUUGUUCUUUCUUUCGUUUGUAUGGGACUGACUAAGUUCGACAGUGAAUAAACAGAAAAUAUUCAUGUCAAAAGAAUAACAAUAAGAGAGGAAAACAAAUCGACAUACCCCCGAUACGACAUACGACAGCAGCAAGGCGGUGCACCAUACAUAAGUGUAGGAGUACAAGUUGUAUUGUUAAACAAUAUCCCCCUCCUAGGCCCAAAAAGUGCAGUAGUGCACAUUUGAAUAUUUGGUUUUAUUUAUUUUUAGUGAUUGUUGCCCAACAACCAUCCCGUUUCUAUAAUGGAGCAAAAAAGAUGUUCCUUCAAUUUGCUUCUAUUGACACAUCUUAUUGUCUGCCUUUACAUUUUGGGGCUUUUGCCUCAAGUUGAUGGUCACAUUCUGGUGUAUCGGCGUAUUACGAAUCAGGUUUUUCUCAUUGAGGAAUACAAUGAUAUGCCGGCUCAAUUUGGUCCUAGUCUAUCGGCAACAGGUAUAAAAGUAUUUGCUAUACCUGCAGAACCAAUAAACGCUUGUAACAAAAUCGCUCCGCCACCCAGGUCCAAUUACCCUGGUACAGCUAAAUUUGCGGCAAUUAUACAAAGAGGUGGCGAGGAUUGCACUUUUGAGCUUAAAGUUCGCUAUGCACAAGCUGCCCAUUUUGAUGCUGCAAUUAUCUACAACAAUGAGGGCGAUGAUUUGGAACACAUGUCUGCGCAAAAUUCCAGUGGGAUUAUGAUACCAUCUGUGUUUGUGGGCCAUACUACUGGCAUGACACUGAAAUCGUUCUAUACACCAGAAAUUGUUUUAGUCAUAAACGAUGAGCUGCCUUUCAAUAUCAACACCCAAUUAAUUUUACCAUUUUCUAUAUUAAUUGGAAUAUGCUUUUUGAUAAUGAUAUUUUAUAUGAUUUAUAAAUGCAUUAGAGAGGAAAGACGCCUGAGGCGUUAUCGUUUGCCGAAGAGAAUGCUGAAAAAGUUGCCCAUCAUCAAAUACACCAAGAAUAGUAAUAUUGCCUAUGAUACUUGUGUCAUAUGCAUAGAAACGUUUGCCGAGGGUGACAAGCUAAGAGUUUUACCAUGCAAACAUCCUUAUCACAGCGAUUGCAUUGAUGUUUGGCUAACCGAAAAUAAACGCGAGUGUCCCAUUUGCAAGCGUCGGGUUUUUACGAAAGGCGAAGCCCGAUCACAACGGAAUCGACAGUCUUCAUUGGAUAGUAUGGUAGAUACUGAUGAUGAUACAGCCCCAUUGUUGCAAUCAUCACAAAAUACUUCAAGUGCUACAAUAACAUCGACUCGUUCAUCAGCCCCCACCACUAGACAUGGCACCUUCCAACGUGGUAGUGGUGGUGUUGAAACCGGUGCCAGUGCUGGUGGCGAUGUGACUUCCGAUGAUGAAAAUAUGCUCUCAUCACCUGCCCGACGCAUAAAUCCCUUUGAUCGCACACCUAAUUUGCCACCCCAUUGGGAGGAGCAACUCAAUAAUGGGGAACGCAGAAGUUCUUUGUGGUAUUGGCCAGUUUUCAGAUGGAUUUCACGUCGACCUACCACAAUAAGUAUUGCUGCUCCACCUUAUCAAGAGGAUAUCUUAACUGAUGUUAUAGCUGCGGAAAAUCCUGCUGAUGCAGCGGCCAUUGCAAGUUCCACACCAACUUCCAUAUUAAGAGCAACAGCACAGCAUUCUUCGAAUAAUGUUUUAAAUCCGAAUUUAAGCGGCUCCUUUAAAGAUGACGAUGAAGAUGAUGAUGCCCCCUUGCAAUGUAUAUAUGAACCGGCAGCAGCAGUAGCAGCUGCUGUGGUAUCAAAUUCAACACCGGACCAACAAUCUAACACACAACCCUCACAGCAAAUGAAUAUAGAUAGCAAAAACAAAGUUGUGGCUGCGGUUGCCGCCGAAUCGGACCCAGUUUUUCUACAAACUCCCACACAAGGGGGUUUGGCGGUGGCCGCUCUACCCGUCAAUACAAAUGACACACUGAACACAACAAAUGCUAAGCCGACAACAACAAGCGAACCAAACAGGUUUUGGUAAUGAUAAUAAUGAUACUAACUGAUGAUCAUGCUGAUGAUUAUCCACUCAAGGGAGAGAACUGCACUUGUAUUUUGGAAAAGGAUUUGGGCAUAUUUUUAGUCAAGUGCAAUCACCUAGCCAGUCAGACACUCCGUCAGUUUGCCAGCUUGACUCGUUUUCAGACUCCUCUUUCCUAGAGUGUGGUGUUUUCGAACAGAAGAGCAACUCUUACGAAAAUUUUAUAUUAACUUUUCUUUUUUUUAUGUUUUAAUGUUAGGGAAAACUUCUUCCUUCCUGUUACUCCUCCUUGAUUAAAACAGAAAAACAAAAAUAAUAAUUGUGAUUUAUUUAAAACCGAUAUAAGGAUUUAAAUUAAAAAAAAAAAAACGAAAUAAAAUAAUAGCUUACCUUUAAAUAACAACAACAACAAAAAUUAAUAAGUCUAUAACUAAAAAGAAAACAACAAAAUUAAAUUUUAAGCUUGUGUAAGUCUUACAUUUCCUCAUAUACAUACAUACAGCUAGGAGUUUUUUUUUUAUUAGAAAUGGUUUUGUUAUACACCUAAUGAGCAAAAGUCCUGCCUGUCUCCCCUUCAACCAAAGGGAUUAUGCAGAACAUCAAUGAAUAAUGAUGAUGAUGGAGAAAAGUCCUUAGGGCCGGCCACCACUACCAGUUACAUGAAAGUAAAAUUUUUAUAAAAAAAAACAAACAAAAACAAAAACUGUAUAUGUAACGUAUUAUAAUUUAUAAAAAGAAAAGAAAGUAAACAAAACAAAAGAAAUCAAAUACUAAUAUUAGUAUAGACAUUUUUAUAACUCUGUACAAUCGUUUUUCAUUGUUAAAAUUUAAUUUUUGUUUUCUUAUAAUUAUUACCAUUUUUUUUUAUUUUGUUAAAAUUUUACUUUUACUCAUUUUUAUUUGUAUUGCUUGUAGCAGUUAACAACUUCUUUUUUUGAUUAGUUUAUUAACCUCAUUUUUUUACCAUAUGAAAAAUGAAAUCGAUCUAUACUCUCCCCUACUCACUCCCUCUCUUUGUUAUAUGCCCUUAAAUUUUUGUACCAAAAAUAUUAGAAAAAUGGAAAAUAAUAAAACAACAUAAAGCAGAAGGACAACAAUUCAGCCAUGGCUCUUUAAGAUCCAUUCAAUUGCAAUUUCAUUGGCAUGUGUGUGUUUGUGUGCGUUUUUAACUAAGUACCUUUAUAUAUAAUUUUAUUAUUUUUAAUUGUUAAGCAACCCUAUCUACAAUAUAUAAAUAUAUACAUGUAUUAUGAUGAUAUGAAUUAAAGGAAAAAAAAAACGAAACGAAAUUAAAUUACAA